This is a messenger RNA of Cylindrotheca closterium, 3867 nucleotides long. NCBI's taxonomy places the organism in Eukaryota, Bacillariophyta, Bacillariophyceae, Bacillariales, Bacillariaceae. The record is from the annotation of a GenBank genome assembly.
AUGAGAGUUCCUUCUUCCCCUCCUCAGGAAGAGAAGAAAGAAAGCGGUAUUCAAACACCCACACUGCGACGGAAUAUUUCCGUCCAACCAACGGUGUUGGAAGACACUACGGCCAUUCAGAGGCUAGUGGAAUACUUUGUAGUGAUUAGUUGCCAACCAAGAUGGGAUGAAAAUGAUAAUGGUAGUAGCAGUAGUCCGCAAAAGCAGCAAAAGAGACCACCCACUCCAGAAAGAAAUAGAUCAAGGCCUUCCACGCCAGAACGGAGGAGACCGUCGACACCCGAAAGGCGUAGGUCCAGGCCGUCCACACCGGAACAAGGUCGAACGAAACUACACCAACACAACAACAACAACAACAAGUUUGCCGACAAGUUUACCGAGGGCACGAAACGGUUCAAUGAAUCCUUUCAAAACACAUUUAAAAGAAAGGAAGUCUCAGGAACGGAACGGGCUAUACAACGGACCCUUUCCGCGGAUGAAAGUGAAUCGAGAGAAGAAACACUGAAACCACCCAAACCACUAGGGACUUGGAAACGAGAAGAAUCCGAAUACACAGAUGGUAACAUUCGCGUCCCAGAAGGAGCGUCGGAACGUAACACCUUUCAACCCAGAGUGACGGCGAGGUUUCCACCAACGGACCACGCGGACAAUCCACUCAAUCCCAUGAUUACACACUUUUGUCAUCCACUGGGAGACGUAGUACUACCAACUACGGAAUAUCAAAAACCUAAAGUCCAUCAUUUUGUUUUGACCAAUGAAAAGGGUCGGAAAGUGUACGGCACUUGCUUGACGUUUUACGAAGAAUAUCGUCCCGGUGAUGGAGACAUUUUACGGUCCAGGAGUCUGGUGCACGAAAAUUCGGAUCGAGACAUUGAAGUGACGGUACAAGAUGAUGUAUCAGAAGAAGAAAAACUUUACUUGCCCCGGUGCCUGUGUAUAUUGUCAAUAUGGCCCUAUGUCAGAGCGUUUCGGAAAUAUUUGGCUCAAUUGUAUCGAUUGGCCACGGCGACGGACUGCAUGACGGCUCCCAUUGAGCGGUAUAUUGUCAAUAUUUGUUUGGAAAUUCCAGCGCCACCACCAGGGGCCUUUGAAGUGCAAGUCAACAUUUUGGAUUUGGUGAUUCGGUUUUGGUCACCACCAGCUCGUCUGCCCAUUGCCUAUGUGGCCUUGCCGUACCAAACUCUCUUUGAUUGCUUGGAUAUUGACACGAUACUGCACUUGUGGUAUUGCCUCACAAUGGAACGAAAAGUUUUAUUGGUCAGUAGUCAAUGCUCCUUGUUGACGGUAUGUUCGGAGAUUCUUUGUUCACUCCUUUAUCCAAUGAAGUGGAGUCAUUUGUACGUACCAGUCUUGCCACGCUUCUUGUGUCCCAUGCUGGAUGCUCCAGUACCAUAUCUAUGCGGAGUCACCCGAGAAAAUUGGAACCAUACACAACAGUUUGUAAGCGAAGAUACGGUAGUUGUCGAUUUGGAUCAAAACAGUCUGAUGUUUGGACAGGAAACACCAGAGUUGCCAGCUGUGCCUGGAAAGAAGUGGAUGAAGUUGCAAUCCAGUUUGCAUGAAAUUGCUGGACAUUUAUUUUGGGAGACAAGGGGUCUGGAAAAGGAAUACAGAGAUUUUAUGGAUGACAAUAUUUCAGAAAGGAAUUUUCAGAGAGUCGCGAGGGAAAGGGCCGAAGAAACAUGGAAUGAAAAGAUUGAAACAUACGAUGAUGCAUUCAAUUUCCAAUCCACACCGGAUGCUAGGCAGGCCAAGUCGAAUGAAACCAUUGAAAGAGAGCAAAGCUUGUGGGACAAGGUUCAAGAAUGCUUUCUCCGUUUCUUUGUUGCAAUCUUCAAACAUUAUCGGGAGUUCCUCCACGUUCCAGAUGCAGGUGCUAGCACCCCAUUAAUGUCACCAAAUGCCAACGAAUUUCAAAAAUGGAACAAGCGACGAUACUUUGACCGAGAUGGAUUUCUAGGGUCUCAGAAUGCGCUUUAUUUGCCGUUUCUGUAUGAGUUGUGCGCUACACAACAUUUUGAUGAUUUUAUCACGAAACGGUUAUACAAUCCAGAAAUGCCGGAAAUCAUAUUUUUCGAUCAGAGUAUCGAUGCCAAAUUGAAUCGCAGUCGCCUGAAAUUUUCCAAAGUGGACACUCCUUUUCUUCAGAGCGCCAAGGCGCACAAGGUACUCAAGUCUUUUGUGGCAGUUGAACCAAAUGCCAAUGACUUGCCCAGGAAAGGUCCCUUUGUCUACAAGAGUUGGCCAGAGACCUUUGAUAAGAAUUUGUUUUCCAAGCCAAGACCCAUUCCAAGCAUAAUUACUGCCGAGUUCGAUCGACAAGCUUCUCUAUUUUCGAAACUGCGGAAACACCAUUCUCCUGCCAAAGACAGUAACGGCGAAAUGCUACUAUUCUAUGGAAGCGAUUACGAUAUGCACCCUGAGGGCAUGGCAUUCACAGUCUACUUUUUUAUAUACUCUGCUGUGAUUGGACGUGAAUGGAGAGAUUAUCAAUUGAAAAUGAGGGAACUUGAAAUGGCCGGUGGGCCAAUGAAGGUUUCGGCAUCGGAUGCAGUGGAAAUUGCCCCAUACGAUGAAGGCAUGGUUUCUGAUUUCACCCUCGGUGUGUUCGACGGUUGCAAUCCAGAAGUGCGAUUUGGGCAACAAGUCGUUGACUGUACUCCCUGUCCUCAAUAUGCCGGCCAAUUGAACUCACAGGCGCAAGAGGCAUAUACUGUUAUUUCAAAGUUUGCAUUGAACCAAAUAGAAAGGAUGAAUAAAGUGACUGGCAGCUUGCUUGACGAUGAUGAAGGCUUGGCAGAAUAUGAGGAGGCAAGAGAUGUUGCUGUUGCCCAGUUGGACUUGGCGUUCGACUCGUUGAAAGCGAUGGAAACCCGUGGCUUCUUGUCAGAUCCAGAUAUUUUCCGAUCCCUGAUGGAAGCUUGUAGCCGAUGUGGCGACACAACACGUGCUCUUGAGCUUAUUGAAAUGAUGAAACGUGACGGAGUUGCAGACAAAGAAGUUUUGGCAUGUUUUAUGAGUGCCUUUUGCCACAGCGGAGGUGAUGGAAUGGGUUCAGUGCGGAAUUCUACCGGGGGUACAGAUGCUUACUCAGACCUCCUACGAAGGAAGCUGGAAGCAGUUGGUGGCACACCGAGAGGAAGCUCAAUUCGUGGCAGCGUCUUAUCGGAAUCUGAAUCGGAAUCAGCUUUUAGUGAUUUCUUUUCUGAGUCUGGAUCGGUGUCGUCGCAAUCAUCAACUGCGUCAAAAAGAUCGUCCUUGAUGGAGUGGUUGGUACCUCCGAGUAACAGGAGCCUGAUGAAGAAAAAGAAGAAGAAAAAGCGGCAAAAAAAGAAGUCAAAGAAACCCAUGUCUGAAGAAUGGGCGUUGACCGAUCGUCUCAGCAAGCAAAUUAUGUUGGGGCAAAGUCUCUUGGAGUUUCUAUACCCUGACCUCUCUCUUGACACAAAUGGAGAUGCUUGUCCAAGUUGCUCACACAUUAUGUCAGAGCAAGAGAUUAUGAACGGCUGGCUUCCUUGCGAAUUUGAAGAUUACAGAACAACUUGUUCUCGAUGUAACCACCGCUUUGUUCCAAAAUUCUCAGUUUCUUGCAGCGCUCCAACCUUUGAAGGUUCACAAGGAAAGGGGACUCCUUUAUUUUGCGAGUUACUGUCGCCAUGGGUUCUUCGAAAAGAAGUCCACCAUGUUAUAAAAAUGGAAAAUGGGAUUGACACCAUCCUCAAUCCCAAGUGGCGGUCAGGAACAGAUAUCCAGGCAACCCUUUGGUGGAACUUGAUUGCUAUGCUACAGAGGCACGAACUCCCGUACUCGUUUUUGCUUCAAGGCAGUUUCAAGAAUCGCUUGAUCAAUCCUGUUCCGCAGGAUUAG